This is a messenger RNA of Achroia grisella, 3932 nucleotides long. RefSeq lists its product as uncharacterized. Lineage: Eukaryota; Metazoa; Arthropoda; Insecta; Lepidoptera; Pyralidae. Bases 74 to 3481 code for a protein of 1135 amino acids. The record is from RefSeq and is a predicted model, not a curated record. The transcript has 4 exons.
CGCGUCGCCCGCGUACAAGUGAAACAGUGUUGUGACAGUGAUGUUGUGUCGACUAUAGCAGUGAUUUAUUGAUAUGCGGACUUAUAAACGCGUUAACAUGUACGGUUCGCGCCUACGGUUGGUCGCAGUGGCCUUGCAGGUUCUUCUGGUGACGGCCAAUGGUAAACAUAACCACCAUCGACGGUCAAUGCCCACACAAGCGACAUUACCAGUAUCGAAAAGCGGAUGGCGACCAGUAUUAGGAUCAGGUGGCCUACUAUACGGAUCAUUCGGCGGUGCACCGCUCAGUGGUCCUCCAUACAAGAUACCUGUACCUGUCCUCGACUUGUAUCCCUCUUCCGCACGUCCAAUAUCCACAAGAGACGCGACGAAACUGACUUCUAUAGCUCAAUCUUACCGUCCCACUACCCUCAGAACUGUUUCCUCCGCGCCCCCCGCCAAUCAACCUAUUAACUCAUAUCACAAUCCAUUCGUUCUACCCAACAACGGCCUCACAUACAAAUACGUCCAAAAUUUCCCCGCAGAUAACAUUCUGAUUAGAAACCCACAAAAUCCUUUCGCUGCUAGACCGGUCUUUUCAAAAUAUCCCACAAAACAUAACCAACCGUUCCACAACAGUAUGCUGCAACAACUGACACACGUGCAGCCUGUUUAUUUUGGACAAUACCAGAACAAACCAGUGGAUGUAUUUGGAAAGCCAGUUGAAGGUUAUGUGAGACCCACAGAUCCAGCCAAACAAUCUCAUGGUGGCACCGAGAUCUAUAAAACAGAGGUCUACAAACUUCCUGAUAGCGAUACAGCAUCUCAGUCGGUCAGCCAGCAAGUUAAAACAGCUCAACAGCAGUCAUUUGCAGCAACUCCUAAGACGCCGUACUCUCAUUACUCCUUUAAAGACUCUGUUUUUCCACCGAGCAUUUUAGGUACUUUCGGCUCGUUCGGUGUUCAAUCUGUCAAAGGAAGAGAUCCUAUUUACUCAACCGCUAAGACUACAUAUUUUCCUCAACCAACGAAGCAGACAAUCUUUAAUUCCUUCAGUUAUACACCAUCAUUUAAAACCACCUCCGUAUUCAGUUCCACUACACCGAAAUUACAAACUACAUUAAAUCAUAUAAAUUUUGGGUCACAUUUUAAUGAUUACAAGAAUCCGCCCACUCAACAAACAAAACCAUCGACUCCAAUAAAAAUAGAUCCCAAUAUUGGAAAAGGUAGCUUUAAACCAAGCCCACAAGAUCCCUUCAUCACCAAACAACAUCCCGUUGAUUACAAGCCUGUUAUAACUACCUACAAUCCAAUAUUAUCGACGACUGUAUCAAGUAAUUACAUCGACUAUAACUUCCCAUCACAUCAAAAUUCACCGAUACAAACUAAUCCGGAGCCCCAGAUUUUCACUUAUGAGAAAAAGAAACAGAAGAUACAUGACAGCGUCGCAGCUGGUGUAAAUCAACCCUCAGACCAAUAUGCUUCAUCCCCUAAAAAACAAACUACGAAUUCUGUUAUACACAAACCUACUUAUGAAGUAACAGAAACUUUUGAAUCUGAGGACAUUAUUACACACUCGUCGCCUCCGGCUUGGACGUAUGAUAAUCCAAAGUCGACUGAUCAAUCAGUAACAAAAGCGAUAAGUCACGACACAUACUUUAAACAAACGACAUCUGCUGUGCCAGAUCUACCCGAGGAAUAUGCCAUAGUAACAGAAGCUGAGAAGGGCUAUGAUAACUCUUUGAGCUACGAUGGCCAAGUCGAAUCUCAAAGUAGGCGGCCUCUGGGCGAUGAUUUCGAACCUAUCGGCAAACACAAGCUUAAAGACUAUUACUACAAAGUAUCAACUUCAUCGUAUGAUGAUUAUAGUACAACGAGACGGACGAAAAAACCGACAGAAGUAUCUACACCAGAAGCGACAACAGAUUUUAAUGUAGUUAAAGAAAAUAUGAAUGAUAAACCAGCUGACGCUUUACCAACACUUCCUCCUAACAAACAUUUCAAACGCCCAAAUCAGCAAGAGCCGCAAGACAAAAUACGAAAAAGGAUUAAACAUAGAAGACGCCGUCCACCUCUAGCUAAUCUGCAGCAUAAACAGGAAGUAUCAAGCACUACUGCCUCACGUGUUAUCCAGUCCACGACAGAAUUCCCACAAACGACUGAAGGCGAUGACAUACAUACAAUUAGACCCAGAGUCAGACCACUGAAGUUAAAACCACAGCCUAAUCUGACAACACCUAGUAUCACGACUGACUUAACUACAAGUGCAGUACCAACACUGUCGCCUACAAUUCCUACUAUACUAAAGAAGAAACUCGUUCGUAGACCAUUCAUCACAACUACAGAAAGGUUUGAAACCACUACACAAGUAUUUAAAGAUUAUGAUAACAAAGAUUCGUCUAUAAUGAAAAUCGCAAGUCGUCCACAAUUUCCUAAAACAUCCUCAUCUUAUGACUAUAAUAAUGGUGAUAUACCAGAUUAUUCGCACAAACAGGACGAGAAGGAUACACCGACAAGCGAUGUCGCUGUCAGCCUUAGUGAUACUGCCCUGCACAGCACACCUGAAGCAGCAAACUCCUUCGCAUUCCAUAAAGACGUUAAACCAAUAGAAGCUCUUGAAAUAAAAGAAAUUACAACAGAAUCUACAAGAAGCAAUACUGAUAUCUCGUAUGAAAUAACCACCAAUCGUCCAGAAGCAUCUGAUAAUUCAGGAAGAGUACAAAGGCCGAGACUUAAAAACAGAUUCAAUCGCCCGAAAUUCAGUGUCAAAGAUUACAGGAAUCGGCUUAAUUCUACCACAAGUACUACAGAAAAGGCUGUGGACUCAACAACUAAGGUAAGAUUCCCACAUCGAAGAAUACCAAGCACUGACAAUUACUUUAACAGUGAUGUAGAAGUGACAACUGAGAGAAAGAAAUUUAUGCCCAAAGAUCCACGUCAUAAGAUUCCGAACAACGAUGAAACAGAAAAAGAAAUACAUUCGAUCAGACAACCCACUAGACAUAAACAAUCAGCAGAUACAACAGAGGCUGCAUCACAGAAAAUAUCCUCUAGAAUUCGUAGUGGAGUAAGACGACCGAAACCAACAGAAGAAACGACCGAAAGUGAAAGUUCUACUGUAGCUCACAAAAGGCCUCUAAGAAAGAAGAUUAAAGACUCUGAUACAGGUGAAUCAGUGCAAGACGUAACAGUUACCGAGACUACUGUACAUUACGAUCAGAAGAACGAUAUAACAUCAGAGAGGACGAGGUCAGAGAGUGCUAUCAUGAAGAUCGCUGACAAAAAACACCAAGAUCAUCAUUUAGAACAUUUAUUUGAACAUUCCAAACGAGUUUCAGAUCUAACUCUGGCCGCGAGCAAAGAUUAUAACACACCUGGCAUGUUCAAGACGGUAUCCUCAAAUAGUAGGAGAAUACCUAAUUACUUUACGAUAGCGACAGACGAUCCCAUACUACCGAUAGAGGCUUUCUUUCCGCAGCUGAACCAAAAGAAGGAAUCGUAAUGUUCCUAAGUAGUUAAGUUAUAAAACCAAAUCUUUCGACUGCCAAAGCGAUAUAACUUCUGUAAGUUCUCUUAUACUAACAUUAUUUAAGCACAAAUAUGAAGUAAUAUUUUUCAUGUCUAUUGAUUAGAGAAAUGAAAGCACAAUUACCGGGCGUCUGAAGUCCUUAUAAACAACAUCUGAGUUGUGAAUUAUAUAAACUCUAUUUGGAAAUCGGUUUAAUCUAAUUAUACAAAAGCGACUGCAUUUGAUAAAUUGUCACUAUAUUUAGGUAAGAUUUGUAUAUUCCCUAUGAAGCGGUGCUCAUUAUAGUAUAAGUUAUAUUAUUCUUUUGUGAAAUAAUAGGAGUAAAGGCAAUCAUAAAUUUUUUGCUAUCCGGAAUUAUUACAAAUGCAAAAAGUUUUUAACGAAAAAAUCAUUAGGUCAGUUUGAUUAUAAAAGACACCAGAUA